Messenger RNA from Trachemys scripta elegans, 3529 nucleotides. It is a transcript of the gene PCSK2, whose product is annotated as proprotein convertase subtilisin/kexin type 2. The transcript has 12 exons. Gene Ontology annotation, cellular component: Golgi membrane; trans-Golgi network. The record is from RefSeq and is a predicted model, not a curated record. NCBI's taxonomy places the organism in Eukaryota, Metazoa, Chordata, Testudines, Emydidae. Gene Ontology annotation, biological process: protein processing. Bases 242 to 2161 code for a protein of 639 amino acids. Gene Ontology annotation, molecular function: serine-type endopeptidase activity.
CGAGGAGGAGCUGACAAUGCAGAUCUGGCCGCGAACCCCCCGCGCACAGACCCACCCGCAGCAGCUCACGAGCCGCCCAGCCGACUUCCCCCGCCUCGCCUCCUCCCCGCGCCAGCUGCCGAGGGAGCGCACACGCUGAUGUGCUGCAUUCAGCAGCACCCGGCUUAGCCUCCCCCCAAAUCUUUACUCUCCUCGGCGGCGGGUUAGUGUAUUUAUUCUCUCCCUCUACUAGGCAAGAGCCAUGAAGGGAGGCUGCGUUACCCCGGGGACCAUCGCUGGGCUCUUGUGCCUGGGUCUCCUUCUUUUGGCAUCCGCUGAAAUAGCCGUCUACACGAAUCAUUUUUUGGUGGAGUUGCACCGAGGGGGCGAGCCAGAAGCGAAGCAACUCGCUGCCGAAUAUGGCUUUAGUGGGGUCCGAAAGCUUCCCUUUAUAGAUGCUGGGUACCAUUUUUAUCAUAAUGGCAUCUCCAGGGCCAGGAGAAGACGCAGUCUUCAGCACAAGCUUCAUUUGGAAAAAGACCCGAGGAUAAAGAAGGCUGUGCAGCAGGAAGGCUUUGGCAGAAAAAAGCGAGGCUAUAGAGAGAUCAAUGAAAUUGACAUAAACAUGAAUGAUCCUUUAUUUACAAAGCAGUGGUACCUGAUCAACACUGGUCAAGCAGAUGGGACCCCUGGACUUGAUCUAAAUGUGGCUGAAGCCUGGGAGCUGGGAUAUACAGGGAAAGGUGUUACCAUAGGAAUUAUGGAUGAUGGAAUUGAUUAUCUUCAUCCUGAUCUUGCCUCAAAUUAUAAUGCCAAAGCCAGCUAUGACUUCAGCAGUAACGAUCCCUACCCAUAUCCCCGCUACACAGAUGACUGGUUUAACAGUCAUGGAACCAGGUGUGCAGGGGAAGUGUCGGCUGCAGCAAACAACAACAUCUGUGGAGUUGGCGUGGCAUACAACUCAAAGGUGGCAGGUAUCCGAAUGCUGGACCAGCCUUUUAUGACAGACAUUAUUGAGGCUUCCUCUAUCAGUCACAUGCCUCAAGUCAUAGAUAUAUAUAGUGCCAGCUGGGGGCCAACUGAUAACGGAAAGACUGUGGAUGGACCUAGAGAACUAACUUUGCAAGCCAUGGCAGAUGGUGUGAACAAGGGCCGUGGCGGCAAGGGAAGCAUCUACGUCUGGGCCUCUGGAGACGGAGGCAGCUAUGAUGAUUGUAACUGUGACGGCUAUGCAUCAAGCAUGUGGACUAUCUCCAUCAAUUCUGCUAUUAAUGAUGGCCGGACAGCUCUGUACGAUGAAAGCUGCUCUUCGACCCUGGCCUCCACGUUCAGCAAUGGGAGGAAGAGAAAUCCCGAAGCUGGUGUGGCUACUACGGAUUUAUAUGGCAACUGCACCCUACGGCAUUCUGGAACAUCUGCAGCUGCACCUGAGGCAGCUGGCGUGUUUGCGUUGGCACUGGAGGCUAACCUGGAUCUGACGUGGAGAGACAUGCAGCAUCUGACAGUGCUCACCUCCAAAAGGAACCAACUUCAUGACGAAGUCCAUCAAUGGCGUAGAAAUGGUGUUGGUCUGGAAUUUAACCAUCUGUUUGGCUAUGGAGUCCUCGAUGCUGGGGCAAUGGUUAAAAUGGCAAAAGACUGGAAGACUGUUCCAGAGAGAUUCCACUGUGUUGGAGGAUCAAUACAAGAACCUGAAAAAAUACCAUCAAGUGGCAAGUUGGUUCUAACACUUACAACUGAUGCUUGUGAGGGGAAAGAAAACUUUGUCCGCUACCUAGAACAUGUGCAAGCAGUUAUAACCGUGAACUCUACUAGGCGAGGGGACCUCAACAUCAACAUGACAUCACCUAUGGGGACUAAAUCCAUUUUACUGAGCCGACGUCCAAGAGAUGAUGACUCCAAGGUGGGUUUUGACAAAUGGCCUUUCAUGACAACACACACUUGGGGAGAAGACCCCAGAGGCACUUGGGUUCUGGAAGUUGGAUUUGUUGAUAGCAUGCCACAGAGGGGAGUACUGAAGGAAUGGACAUUGAUGCUACAUGGGACACAAAGCGCACCAUAUAUAGACCAAAUAGUAAGAGAUUACCAAUCCAAACUGGCUAUGUCCAAGAAGGAAGAGCUGGAAGAAGAAUUAGAUGAAGCGGUAGAGAGAAGUCUGAAGAGUAUACUGAGCAAGAACUAGCACUGUUCUGCAUGUUGGUCUCUUUCCUUUCUAGCUCAUUCUACUCACCUUUCUACUAUCCAGACUUCUGUGUUAGACAUAUUACAAUGUCUCCAUAGCCAAAUUAUCAUACUUUAUAGAUUUUAAAGUCUUAUAUCCUGUCAAUGAUUAUUUUAAUUACAACCGAAGCAAUCUUUUUUUACUCUAAGCCACAGAUAUGUUGUUCCCUAUCAACUACUCUGUACAGUUUGUGACUGUAAAUGAUUUUGUGUCAUACAAAUAGGUAAUAACUUGCAAACAAAUCCGUGAUGGCUUUUCCCUUCAUAUUUUUGUGGUAAAUGUUGUUUGUAUUUAAAAAUUUAAAAAAGAGAGAGUAAAUUUUAAAACUGGCAGUUAGUGGUAAGAACCCAUUUGGUCAGCUUUCAUGAUAGAGAUGUUAACAGUAACAAGUUGGCUGGAGAGGCCUUUGAAUGACCAACAGCCUGAUUCUGCGCCAUUGACUUCAAUGGGAGUUUUCCCAUUGGCUUCAGUAAGAAUAGGAAUAGGCCCUAAAAGGAAAAAAUAAUCCAGAGGUUAAGAAAGAUGGUAACCUUCUCUCAGAAAUCAAUGCCUUUUGCCAUUUCCUUUUUACUUACACGCACACGCACACACACACACACACACACCAUUUUUUGACUUAGAGAUGAUUCAUUUGUAUGUAAUAAGUGAGUCUGAUAAAGGACGUGCAUUAGGAAACAGGGUCCAAAUGUUCUAAAAGCACAAGUAUUUUUUAAAAAAUUGGUAAUUCAGAUCCAAUUUAUGCCAAAUCAUCACAUUGGGAAUGAAAUUUAAAAUGGAGGGCUACCCUUUUGCGAUAUGCAUCUGCUCUCCUUUAUACUGAAAUGUAUUCUAGCAGCAUAAGAUAAGGCUGUGUCGGCAUUUCUGUUACAGACCCCUAUAUUCCGGGGUUGGUAAUUUGCUAUGGGAGAAAAUUGGCAUAUGCACUUUUAGUCCAAAAGCAAUUUUUAAUUCAAAUUUUCUUUUAUUUUAAAUAGUAGAGCUUAUGUCAGUUUUGAAUUGUACUCGUUUAUUUAAGAAGAAAAGCUGCUUAGAUUGUUUUGUGAUAUGUGCACAAUGCAAAGUUAGUUUUGACUAGCAAUAAAGAGGAAUAAAUUUGUGAAAAUUAUCCCAUAAAUCGUUGUUGCUGUUUAAAGGACCUAGUCCUCAAACUCUUACACUUAUGAGUGUUUUUAGCAUCUGAUCCAAAAAAGUAAAUUAAACCUCUCAGAGCCUGAUCUAUCUACUGCCAUUGACUUCAAUGGAGAUUACACGUAGUGGCAAACACAACACCCACAAGUGUUUGCAGAACUGGGAUCUCAGUUAGUAAUCUCUGAAUAAAGCAACAGAGGG